CUUAUUGUGUGUUGUUCCGUUUAUUGGAGUAAUUAAAGAUGAUGAUUAACAAUGCUGGUCGAUUGGCGAUCCCACUGAUCAGAAAGGAAAUCGUUUCUAAAAUUUUCGUCACCUCUAAUCAACCGUCGAUGAAAUUUUCUAGUAAUGUUAAUGAUGGUGGUGAAAAUAAAACUCGAAAACCGAUUGAAGAUCCAGAUCCAAAUACUCCUCUUGGAAGGUUGGACAGACAACCGAAAAAAGCUGAACCUUCGGUGACAAUUAAAGAUUCUAAGGCAACAAUUAAUGCCUAUGCUCCUUUUCCUGAUGGUACUAAUCCAGUUACCGGUGAGGUCGGUGGCCCAGUUGGACCUGAGCCGACAAGAUAUGGGGACUGGGAACGGAAAGGUCGAGUUACCGAUUUCUAAUCAACAAUCAAUAUUCAGGAUUAGUGUUUAUGGAUUGAAAUAUUUAUUAUCAAAUGCUACUGGAGGAUUAUAAUCAAGUGUGUGUCUCCUUUAAUUGUUUACUAUUCGUAUUUAUGUCAAGUGGAUAUUUACACCAGUGAGGAGAUUAAAAAAACAAGCACAUUCAAGUGUAAUCUUAAUCUAAUCAACUACAAUUUAA
Panonychus citri (citrus red mite) is the source of this 603-nucleotide messenger RNA. RefSeq names its product succinate dehydrogenase assembly factor 4, mitochondrial-like. The transcript is spliced from 2 exons. Bases 39 to 404 code for a protein of 121 amino acids. Lineage: Eukaryota; Metazoa; Arthropoda; Arachnida; Trombidiformes; Tetranychidae. Gene Ontology annotation, biological process: mitochondrial respiratory chain complex II assembly. Gene Ontology annotation, cellular component: mitochondrion. The record is from RefSeq and is a predicted model, not a curated record.